Penicillium macrosclerotiorum is the source of this 792-nucleotide messenger RNA. RefSeq names its product complex I 24 kDa subunit family protein. Gene Ontology annotation, molecular function: NADH dehydrogenase activity. The coding region runs from base 1 to 792 and encodes 263 amino acids. Lineage: Eukaryota; Fungi; Ascomycota; Eurotiomycetes; Eurotiales; Aspergillaceae. The transcript has 3 exons. The record is from RefSeq and is a predicted model, not a curated record.
AUGGCCUUGAAUUUCCUUCCCCGGGCCAGCCGGCUGCUGCGACCCGUCAACAUCCCCCAGUUCAGAUCCUUCUCCGUCGCUCCGCAACGGCUCAGCGACACCCUGCAGGUGCACCGCAACAAGCCCACCAAUAACCCGUCUAUCCCGUUCAAGUUUUCCGACCAGAACCUCAAGCUCGCCGAUGAGAUCCUUAAGCGCUACCCCCCUCAGUACAAGAAGGGCGCCGUCAUGCCCCUGCUCGACCUUGGUCAGCGCCAGCAUGGCUAUACCAGCAUCAGUGUUAUGAACGAGGUUGCCCGGAUGCUGGAGAUGCCCCCAAUGCGUGUCUACGAGGUCGCAACCUUCUACACCAUGUACAACCGUGAGCCGGUUGGCAAAUACUUUUUGCAGAUCUGCACCACCACUCCCUGUCAACUUGGCGGCUGUGGCAGUGACGCCAUCGUCAAGGCGAUCAACGAGCACCUCGGAAUCACCCCCGGCCACACUACCGAGGACGGCCUCUUCACCUACAUCGAGGUCGAGUGUCUGGGUGCCUGUGUCAACGCCCCCAUGGUCCAGAUCAACGACGACUACUACGAGGACCUGACCCCGGAGACAAUCAAGACCCUUCUCACUGCGCUCAAGGAGUCCGCUACCGCUACCGGCGUCAAGGUUCCCGCCCCCGGCCCGCUGACCGGUCGCCAGACCUGCGAGAACAGCGCCGGCCUGACCAACCUGCGCGAUGUGCCGGAGUGGAACCCGGAGGUGAUGAUGCGCAAGGACGGCGCGCUGGACGAGCAGCCCCAGCAAUAG